AUGAUAAAUCCAAGAACUAUUACUACUAUUCAGUUAAGCGUAAACACAGAUUCUAAACAAAAACCUGAUGUUAGAAGUAGCAGUCUUUCUCAUCUUAGUAAUACUAAUAGUGCAAGACUAGGCAGUAGCUAUAGUUUUAACUCUAAUGAUAGCUUUUCUAAAAAUAAAGACGAAGUUGACCUAAUAACUGAAAAUAUUAAUAAUGUUGAUUUGCCUAAUGAACCUCAAUUCUUUCAAAUAUUGAAGAAAUUACAAGGCGUCUUACAUUCUGUAGGAUUCUCAAAUUCAAGAGAAGCUAGAUUUGUAGAUCUCCCUACAUUCAAAGGAGAUGACCAAGAUCUUAGCAACUGGUUGAAAUGA
Messenger RNA from Funneliformis caledonium, 360 nucleotides. NCBI's taxonomy places the organism in Eukaryota, Fungi, Glomeromycota, Glomeromycetes, Glomerales, Glomeraceae. The record is from the annotation of a GenBank genome assembly.